UCGUCGACAAUAAACUCCGUGUCUUUCAACGCGUGCGAUACGAGGACUCGGAGGCGGAGGUCGAGGACGAAGUGGAUCUUCUCAUGUCUUCGGACAUUGUCAACGCGCAGAUGUCCACCAAAUCGAUUACCUUCUCGCGCGCGCAGUCGGGCUGGUUGUGGCGCGAGGACCGGUCGGAGCGCGUCGGCACCUUUAUGGCCGACUUCUACGCCAUCGGCGGUCUGUAUCUCGAGUCCCGCAAACGCCGCGAACACCUCACCGACGAAGACCUCCAGAAGAACAAGGCUUUCAUCGACGGCCUCACGAAAGGCGGAGGAAUGACGCCGGCAGUUGUCAAUGGCGAAGACGACGGCGAUGACAACAAGACGGGAGCGGCCGCUCUGAACGGCGGCGCAGAGGCGACUGUCCAGCGCCGCAAAUCGCUGACUCCGCCGCCUCCCACGACUGUCACGUGGGACGAGUACAUCGACGCCCCACCCGGACAGCACCGACCGCUCGGAAGAGAACCGCUUUGCAAAGAGACGUCCAAAGCGUUCAAAGCGACGCUCGCGAUGAGCCAAGAGUUCCCGAUGACUGUCGACUCGUUGCUGAACGUUCUCGAAGUGAUCGCUCCCUUCAAGCACUUCAAUAAACUGCGAGAAUUCGUUCAAAUGAAACUUCCGCCCGGAUUCCCCGUCAAAAUCGAUAUUCCGAUUCUGCCGACAGUGACGGCGCGCAUAACAUUCCUGUCCUUCUCAUUGGACGACGACAUCUCCGACGCGUUGUUUGAAAUUCCCGCCGAUUUCACGGAAGACUCGAACCGUUUUCCCGAUUUAUGACAUCAUUCGUCGCCCGAAGAGAAACGUUAGCCAAUCAGACGACGGCUUCACUCGCCUCGCAUUGUUUGCACGCAUUUUCUACUCAUUAUUAUUUGUUAUUUGUUUUGUUGUUUCGCGAGAAAGCGUUUCGUUUCGUUUGAAUUUGAAUUUCUCGCGCGAAAAGUAUUUCUCGUUUUCUGAGAUAAAAACGCGUUUUUUUCGCUCAAAGAAUUGCAAUAAAAGCGCGAAAACAAUGACCCGAAAGACACCGAAAACCGAAACACGAAUUACUAGUCAUUGAAACGUGAGAUUGAAAACAGUUUUUUCAUUGAGAACUAGUUUUACAGCAAUUAAUGCACUGAUUAUUGAAUGAAUUUUUAGUAUAAAUCAUGUGAUUGUAUAGUAAUUAACAAACAAUUGAUUAAUAAAAGACAUUAAAAGGCA
This is a messenger RNA of Oppiella nova, 1241 nucleotides long. The record is from the annotation of a GenBank genome assembly. NCBI's taxonomy places the organism in Eukaryota, Metazoa, Arthropoda, Arachnida, Sarcoptiformes, Oppiidae.